Pipistrellus kuhlii (Kuhl's pipistrelle) is the source of this 351-nucleotide messenger RNA. Its product is annotated as 60S ribosomal protein L23a-like. Gene Ontology annotation, cellular component: cytosolic large ribosomal subunit; ribosome. The transcript has a single exon. The record is from RefSeq and is a predicted model, not a curated record. The coding region runs from base 1 to 351 and encodes 116 amino acids. Lineage: Eukaryota; Metazoa; Chordata; Mammalia; Chiroptera; Vespertilionidae. Gene Ontology annotation, molecular function: structural constituent of ribosome. Gene Ontology annotation, biological process: translation; ribosomal large subunit assembly.
AUGAAGGCGGCGCAAAGAAAGCAGUGCCAAAAGGAAUCUACAGCCAAAGGUAUCGACAGGUCACCCACCUUCCAGUGGCCAAAGACACGGGCUCUGAAGGCAGCCUAUAUGCCUUUGGGAGAAACAAGCUUGACCACUAUGAAGAAGAUAGAAGUCAACCGUACACUUGUGUUCAUUAUGGAUGUCAAGGCCAAUGAGCAGCAGAUUAAACAGGCUGUGAAGAAGCUCAAUGACAUUGACAGGGCCAAGGUCAACACCCUGAUCAGGCCUGGUGAAGAGAAGAAGGCAUAUGUUCCACUGGCUCUUGACUAUGAUGCUCUGGAUGUUGCCAACAAAAUUGGGAUAAUCUGA